Molecule: messenger RNA, 2060 nt
Organism: Durio zibethinus
Lineage: Eukaryota; Viridiplantae; Streptophyta; Magnoliopsida; Malvales; Malvaceae
Product: Peptidase M50 family protein
Biological process (GO): regulation of response to endoplasmic reticulum stress; membrane protein intracellular domain proteolysis
Cellular component (GO): cytoplasm; membrane
Molecular function (GO): protein binding; metalloendopeptidase activity
Source: RefSeq, a predicted model, not a curated record
ACCGCGCUUUCCACAGCUGAAGAUCCAAUUAACUGUAUCGGGUCUGAACAAAAAACCCCUAACUAGCAGCAUCGCCGCCUCCAAACCCAUAUCAAAGCAAAGAACAACCGAGAAAUCUACAGCCGGAUAAACUGAUUAUGAGAGUGAACCGAGCGAGAAGACACGGAGCCGCUCGCCUCCCUCUCCAUGUUUCUCCUUCUUCUCCCAGCCACCGCGUCUUUGCCGCCGCAAACGCCAUUUCCUGCUGGUACUGCGACCUAAAAAUCUCCACCCUCAACGAACCUCUCUUCCGGUUCGGCCGAAACCACGCCACGAUUCUCAAAAUCUGGUUUUCCAUCGGAACCGGUUUCGGCCUAACCGCACUUGUCGGAGUCACUUCGAUUCUUAUUUGGCAACUAUUCCUUAGCUCCAACACCCAUCUAAGCAACCUUUUCAGCUCCGUUUUGUUCGGCUUUUCCCCUUCUUUAAGAAUCUCAUUUUCCGACGCCGGAUACUUAUUCGUCUCCACUUUGGUCUCCGUCUCCGUACAUGAAUUUGGCCACGCCAUUGCCCUUGCCAGUGAGGGAAUACAGUUGGAGUACAUUGCUGUUUUUCUUGCGGUUCUGUUUCCUGGUGCUUUAGUUGCUUUUGAUUAUGAUUUGCUUCAGGCAUUGCCUCGGUUAACUUCUCUUCGCGUAUAUUGUGCUGGUAUUUGGCAUAAUGCAGUGUUCUGUGCAGUUUGUGGAUUGUUGUUGUUCCUGCAGCCUGUGAUCCUGUUUCCGUUUUAUAUACAUGCUGAGAGCCCUUUGGUUUUGGAUGUAGCUCCAGCAUCGCCGUUAUCUGAGUUUUUGUCUCCUGGGGAUGCAAUUGUGUCAUUGGAUGGUGUGCGCAUCCAUGGUGUACAAGAUUGGAUGGAGAUGACUGUUCUACUAGAUAAAAAGAUACUUCAGAAUUCAAGUGAUUCCCAUUAUUUUAAAAGUUUUGGUGCAGUAGAUAGCAGAAAGGGGUACUGUGUGCCUAAUGCCUUGUUGGAAGACAACAACAAGGUUCAAUUGGCUGACAACCAAUCUGUUUGUCCUAAUGAUCUAGUAGCAUUUGUGAAAACUCACUGCUUUGAUCUUAGUCAGUCGGAAGAUGUGGGUGGUGAAGAUGGUCAUCUUGGAAGAAGAAAAAAUGAGCUUUGUUUGAAUGCAAAGGGUAUUGUCAAACUUGAAAAAUGUGGUGAUGGAUGGGGAACGGUAAUGACAACCGGAAGCAGCUGCAUGUGUUCCCAGGAUGAGUCUUGCUUAAGUCCAGUUCAGUUGCCAGGUUCGAAUUGGGUUGAGAUUACAUAUUCAAGGCCCUAUUCAACAGAAUGCUUGCAACUUAGAAGUUCCCUUUUAGAUUCCAAUACUUCUUCUGGUGCCGUAGAACAGAGCUGUGGUGGAACUUUUGUUUUUGUUGGUGAUGUAAUAUCUAUGGCGCAUUCAGUUCAGUUAACCAAAUAUCAACCUCGGUGGGAAUUUUUUCUUGGUGAAUAUCUUCCAAAUAAGCUGGAAAAGAGCUUAAUAUGCACAUUCCACGUAUCUCUAACAUUAGCUCUUCUCAACAGCUUGCCAGUAUAUUUUCUAGAUGGUGAAUCAAUUUUGGAGGUGACUUUGUCUCAUUUCACAUCAUUGAGCCCAAGGAAAAGGAGAAAAAUUCUUCAACUAUGUCUUGUGGGAGGGACUUUCAUUUCAGUUAUGGCCUUCUUGAAAAUCUUCUUUAUCAGUUUCUUGUAAAGCAGAAGUGCCAAUGUUGCUGUGGGCUGUGCCGUCCAAAAUGGAUAUGGCAGCCGACAUAUCCCUUAGAAACCGUGCAAGCAAAGCAUGGCUGGCUCCCUUUCAUCACCACCUGGACUCCAACAAUUUAAUUUAUUUUGUAUGUAUGUGAAUAUUCCCUCAUUUGGCCAGUUGGGUUACUCACGAUCAAUUGGAUUCCCUGUUGCAAAAUGUUCAUUGUCAAAGGAUAACAUUAAUAGGUUCGAAUUUCAGCACGCACAACUUUUUUUCUUGUCUCAAAGUUAAUGGUCUCAACUCUCAUAGAGUGUUGUUAAUGCACUU